UUUUAGUUUAAUUUGCCAUGUUUUCCAGUUUAUUCAACAAAUUAUGUGACCCAUAUGUUUCAUGUGUUUUGGCUGAAUCUGAAAAAAAAUUGAUUGUACCGGUUGAGCUUGACAUUUAUUAUGAGCCACCAGAGACAGAAGAAGUUCUAGUUGGUAGUCAACCAUCUGUUUUGUUUGAUUUUAUUUCAGAAAUGCGAAAAUCAGUUACUUCAAAAUGUUCUGGCCUUUUGACAACACAUGAAAAGAUUGGCUCCGUUAUUUCAUUCACUGAUGCUUUUUUAAGAGAUACAUACAGAAAUGUACUUGCUGAUCCACACAUUCUUUUGAAGCCAUCAACCAUAGUAUUAGCUAGUGUCGCAGGUGCACUGGCUGCUGGCAGAGGACGACGGCCAAUCAAACGUUUCUUUUAUUCCAGUCUUUUGGGUGUGAGUGGAUCUGCUGUAUGUUAUCCUGAGCAAGCUCAAAAUGUUGCUAUAACCGCUUAUUAUCAUAGUAUAAACUCGCUAGCAAACUUAAACAAUUUGUGGCAAUCGAAAAGUGAAGAAAAAGCUGUACAACUAGAUACAAAGGAUGAAAAUUAUACCAAUCAAGUAAUAUUGGUAUCGGAAAUUAGUAGUGAAAAUUUGGUAAGCGAUUCAGUUAUACUGCCUAAUGCCAAUGAAAUUGUUUUAAGUGACGAGACCUUAAACAAUACGAACGAUAAAAAGUUAGCAGAAGAUAAUGAUACAGAAGAUAAAGUGACUUUUAUUCAGUUCUGGACUGGGAUACCAGACGAUUCUUCUAUGGAUAAUGAAGAGUCUUUAAUUUCUAAAGAGGUUCCAGAGGUAAAGAAAGAUUUCGGCCAAUCUGAUCCAGAAGAUCAAGAGAUGUAUAGUACACGUGCUCCAAAUUGAUAAUACACUUUGUAGUUGUGAACACGAUAUUUAAAUUAAAAUUUCUUAUUAAUGCAUGAAUUAAUACGCUAA
This is a messenger RNA of Hydra vulgaris (swiftwater hydra), 965 nucleotides long. RefSeq names its product MICOS complex subunit Mic27. NCBI's taxonomy places the organism in Eukaryota, Metazoa, Cnidaria, Hydrozoa, Anthoathecata, Hydridae. Gene Ontology annotation, biological process: cristae formation. Gene Ontology annotation, cellular component: MICOS complex. The record is from RefSeq and is a predicted model, not a curated record.